This is a messenger RNA of Spodoptera litura, 3330 nucleotides long. It is a transcript of the gene mars, whose product is annotated as guanylate kinase-associated family member mars. The record is from RefSeq and is a predicted model, not a curated record. Gene Ontology annotation, biological process: signaling. NCBI's taxonomy places the organism in Eukaryota, Metazoa, Arthropoda, Insecta, Lepidoptera, Noctuidae.
GCUAUUGCACUACUCUAGACUUUCAAGUGUCAUAUAUCUAUUACCUACGUCCCUAAUAGUCUAUGACUAUGUUUGAGAUUGUUGACAGUUAUUUUAUUUGAAAUUAAUUUCAGUUUUUAGUUUUUUUCAGGUAUUAUGGAGAAGAGCUUCGACUUUGGGAGGCUGCUGAAGAAUCAUGAGAAGAAACACAAGAGUAAACCAUCACAGUUCGGCAGCGUAGCUGGUGGGGUCCAGAAGCGGCUGGAAAACAACUUGAAAUAUAGAAAGAGCAGCCGUCUGACAGUGUUUGAUAACUUGAGGAACUUGUCCAAAUGUGAGAGUCCAGCCCCAGUGUCCAAUGUGCAAUCCAAGGUGGAACACAGGAGGCAACAGCUGGAGAAAUGGAAGGAGGAAAAGGAGAAAAAGAAAAGAGAGGCUGCUUCACAAAAGAAGAAACCAUUUGUAGCCGGAGUGCCGCAUGCACCACUCAAGUUCGUGCCACCACCUCCUCCUCCAAAACCAAUGCCAAGUACAUCUGGCAGGGUGACACGGUCACAGUCAGCCAGAAAUAGCGUUAAACCAAAAGAAAUUAAGGAGCUGAAGGCUGCAUCACAAUCAUUUGCACCAAAAAAUGCAGCAUUUAAACCACCAGAAAUAAAAAAUUUGACAAAAUUGCCAAAGUUACUUGCUCCAAAGGCUAAAAAAGACAAGAAACAUAAUAUAACAUUUGACCCUUUGCCACCUAACAGUCAAAAGGAGUCCACCAAACAGACUCGAUCUAAAACUGUGAAACAGACUGCAGUCGAGGUGAAACCUGUGCGCAAGCCAACUGAGAGAACCACCAAAGGGAAAGUGGGUAAUCCAAUUGGUAAAACAAAUAAGGUAUCAGUAGCUGUUCAGCAACAGAGCACUUCAUCAACAAAUGAAUCAGAUUCAAAUCAGGAAUUUUCUCCAAUCCUGACCAGUAAAGUAUUGAGAAAGUCUUUACCAGCACCAAGUUCUCCCCUAGUAGUUACCAAACCUUCUCGGAAGUCUACACCAAAUGUCACACCAAAUAAACCUGUACCGAGGAGUGAGUCUAGUUCUGAAGAACGGCUGCGAUCUCCGAAGUCCUUGGAAGAUAUUCAAAUGACUCCGGAGCAGAUAGCAGAGGAGGCUAAACACAUUAGUCCUUGUGUCACCAUGUCUCGGGGCAAGGAUAACGCGAGGAAGGAGAUGAAGAAGAAGCUGGAUGAAGGGCUUCUGGACGAAGAUGCCAGCCACAUGGAGAGUGUGGACCAUUUCCGGCGCCAGCUGGCCUCUGAAAUCAAGCGUAUGACUGAGAUGUGUGACACUUGGGACAAGAUUUCAGAGCAGACUGUGUUACCAGAGUCUAUUCAGGAGGCAGUGCUGUCGGCAGUGGGCCAGGCGCGUCUGUUGAUGUCGCAGAAGCUGCAGCAGUUCGCGUCACUGGUGGAGCGCUGCGCGCGCCCCGAGCCCGGCACCGCGCUCAUCACUCCCGCAGACCUACACGGCUUCUGGGACAUGGUGUUUAUGCAGGUUGAGAAUGUUGACAUGAGGUUCAAGAAGUUAGAGGAGUUGCGCCACCGCGGCUGGGUGGAGGACCAACCUGUUGAGGUGAAGAAGAAGGUGGUUCGAUCUAACGCAAUUGUGAAGAAAGCAGUGAAGCCCACUGGUGGCCCCAGCAGAUUGAGGGAGAUGAUUGCUGCUGCAAGAAAGGCCAAGAAGGAGCAAGAGGAAGUUGUUCCUGUAACAUUGCAACCGCCUGCAGAGGACAGCAAGACAUUCGAGGCAGGCUUCUUCAGCGUGCGGUCACCAGUUCGAUCCCCAGCACGGACCUCCCACUCGCCUGCACCGCGCACUCCUGCCAGUAAGAACAGCUUGCUUAAAGCUGUGCUCUCCAGUGAAGCUAAGAAGGCCUCUGCUAGCAAGAAUUCCGCCUCUUUUGCGAUGUUGCGCGCUUCAGUAUUUGGCAAGAACGUGGAGUGUGAAGGAAUCGCGUUACUGCCGCAAACUCCAACUCCGUUAACUCCGAUCAAUCUGUACGCGACUCCGGGCCGCAGUAUACUCAAAGGUGCCAACACCAACACAAACAACAAGUCCACUAGGAAGUCCAUCAAAAUGGUGCUGUUCAACCGCUCCGACACCGACAUACAGGACGUGUCCUAUCGCACGCCAGACAGCGAAAUAAAUGAAGACAAACCUCAAGAAUUACAAAUGGACAAUGGUGUUUCAUUUAUGGACUUGGAGAAGGUUGAGAAUAAAGAAAAUUCUAGAAGGAAAUCCAAGCUGGUGAGGCAGGACGCUGAAGACAGGAGUCCUGUGGUGACGAGGAGUCGACGCAAGAGUAUGAACACUACUGUCGAUGAGGAUGUCAUUACUCCACGGAGGUCGUCGCGCAAGAAGGUGCUCCACGAGUCUGAGGAUAACACGGUCGAAGAGAAACCGAAGCGAUCGACCAGAAGACGUAAGAGUGGGGUGCAAGUGCAGAACUGAUGUCAGUAGACAAGGACCAGGACUUUCAAUCGUGGUCAUGUUAUUGUAACCAUAAAACUACUUUAAUAAUGUAUGCAAUUAUUGACUUUAUCACGUUGAGACCUUUAUUCCCUAGAAGUUGCGUGAACAGAGUAUGUUCAUAACGUCGAAUAUUUGAUGAAACAUGACUUAUCACCUUUUAAAGUGAAAUUGCCAUUCAAAUUUUCACUAAUCACUAUCGAAAAUGAAUUCUAAAACUCACUUUGUACAUCAAGUGGUGUUUCUACUUGAGUGUAAGAGUGCACACAAUGCGCAACAAAAUACGCCGGUGAUAGCAUUAUUAUAGGAAUUAUAAUAGUAACUAGUACUAGUAGUAAAUAAAAUACCCGUUGAUUAGCAUAUUGUUAGACGCAGGUGAAGCUCAUACAGAGGCCAAAAUCUAUAUUUUUAUAAUAUUUGUAUUUUAGCUUAUUAUAGAGGUUCCAACGACAAAACAGGGACCUUUCUUCUUAGAAAUCUCAAGAUUUCAAAUAUCUAACUUUCGUUGUAAUAAAACUUGUAUCUUAUUUAGUGGAAUAUGUUGAAAAUGAUCAUGUUCAGUAAUGGCACAUUUUAGAGAAUGUUAGUAUGAACGAGGAAUAUUGUGAUUUUAAUUAAUUUGAUCCAGUUUGUGUAGAUUUAAUUGUUUUUAUUUUUUAUUGGUGAGGUAGUCUCUGAGCAAGUGCCUUUUGAAUUUAAAUCAACAUUUCAGUAGUCUGAGAAAUAGAUUAUAUUUGUGGAUGUGAUAAAUUCUAUGGUUGGAUUUAUUUUAAGUUAACCCUUUAACCGCCAAGAUUCUGAACUUUCAACUUACCUCCAGCGCCACGUCACUUUAGG